Molecule: messenger RNA, 2289 nt
Organism: Callithrix jacchus (white-tufted-ear marmoset)
Lineage: Eukaryota; Metazoa; Chordata; Mammalia; Primates; Cebidae
Gene: ASPRV1
Product: aspartic peptidase retroviral like 1
Biological process (GO): proteolysis
Cellular component (GO): membrane
Molecular function (GO): aspartic-type endopeptidase activity
Source: RefSeq, a predicted model, not a curated record
GGUUGGAUCACGAGGUCAACAGAUCGAGACCAGCCUGGUCAACAUGGUGAAACCCGUCUUUACUAAAAGUUACAAAAAAUUAGCUGGGCAUGGUGGCGCGUGCCUGUAAUCCCAGCUACUCAGGAGGCUGAGGCAGGAAAAUUGCCUGAACCCAGGAGGUGGAGGUUGCGGUGAGCUGAGAUCCAGCCAUUGCACUCCAGCCUGGGUAACAAAAGCGAAACUCCAUCUCAAAAAAAAAAGACCAUUUCUGUGCAUUCUUGAUUCUAGGACCCUCCUCUGCCUCCCUCUCCAGGAAGUCCCAUAGGACCCUAUACUUGAUUUAGAACGUGUGAGAGACACUUCCCAGUGCCUGGCACGUGGUGGGAGCUCAGCACAUGUAAAAUCCUUUCCUCUGACCACUCAAAGUGGCUACCUGUGGGGCAGGCCAACAGGGGCUUCCCCAGUCUCAGAGCUGAUGGGCAUCUGGUCCCUGCCUCCCCCUUCCUUCUCUGGCUGAUGACAAAUACCUGACUGUCAUCACAUCCUCUGUAUCCUCAUCUGUUAUUCUGGGACACGGGCAGGGGAGGGUACUGAGCAGUCCCCCUUCAACAAAGGCCGGCCUUUCUUGGGAUGUGGGCUGGCUGGUGUUGGUCCGAGGAUGGAUGCUGAGGGUGAGGCACUCAUCCUGCUAGUCUGGCUGGAUGCUGGCAGGAGGGCGGGGCAAGGAGGGGCGGAGCUUCCAGAACAAAAGAGAAUAGGGAGCCCAGGAGCCAGCCUCGGCAUCAAAAAGGCUCUGCAGAGCAAGCAGCACACAGCACUUCCUGCCUCUUCCCUAGCUGUUAGUCGGCUGAAGGCGCCUGCUCCCUCCUGCUUGCCCAAGGCCGGGCAAGUCAGCCUCACUCUGCUUCGAGAGGCCCCGUUUUCCAGCGUGAUUGCGCCGACACUGCUCUGUGGCUUUCUCUUCUUGGCGUGGGUUGCUGCUGAAGUUCCAGAGGAGAGCAGCGGGAUGGCCGGGAGUGGAGCCAGGAGUGAGGAAGGCCGCCGGCAGCAUGCCUUCAUCCCAGAACCUUUUGAUGGAGCCAAUAUCGUCCCAAACCUCUGGCUGCGACGAUUUGAAGUCAUCAACGACCUCAACCAUUGGGACCAUAUCACCAAGCUAAGGUUCCUGAAAGAGUCCCUCAGAGGAAAGGCCCUGGAUGUCUACAAUGGGCUCAGUCCCCAGGACCAAGGAGACUAUGAGAUUGUGAAAGAGACCCUCUUGAAGGCCUUUGGGGUCCCUGGGGCCGCCCCCAGCCACCUACCCAAAGAGAUCGUCUUUGCCUACAGCAUGGGUAAGGGCUACUAUCUCAAGGGGAAGAUUGGCAGAGUGCCCGUGAGGUUCCUGGUGGACUCUGGGGCCCAGGUCUCUGUGGUCCACCCGAGCUUGUGGGAGGAGGUCACUGACGGCGAUCUGGACACCCUGCGGCCCUUUGAGAACGUGGUGAAGGUGGCCAACGGUGCCGAAAUGAAGAUCCUGGGUGUCUGGGAUACAGCGGUGUCCCUAGGCAAGCUGAAACUGAAGGCACAGUUCCUGGUGGCCAACGCAAGUGCUGAGGAAGCCAUCAUUGGCACCGAUGUGCUCCAGGACCACAACGCAGUCCUGGACUUUGAGCAUCGCACCUGCACGCUGAAAGGGAAGAAGUUCCGCCUGCUGCCUGUGGGAGGGUCCCUGGAAGAUGAGUUUGACCUGGAGCUCAUAGAGGAGGAACCCUCCUCAGAAGGGCCGCAAGAGCUCUCCCACUGAGAAGCCCCCUUUUCUUUACCCUCUUAAAUAUUGGUGAGAAGACCCACUGGUGUAGGGGGUCACAUAUCCUCAGGGGGGUCACUAGGCUUGGCCAAUCCACUGUAUCAAUUCUUGCCCUUCCCCCCGCCUCCCUCUGCAGGGGCCUUAAUCUGCCCCUGGUGGGGGAGGCUUCCACUGAGCAGGCACAGGUGAGGGACAGGGUCCCCAUGGUCAUCAGACUGCUACUGAUGCAGACUUGACGGCUGGAAGAGCUCCCAAGGAAGCUAAAAUGUUUGUCUUUGAAAGAACUGUGGGACCCCUCAGAUUCCUUGAGGUAUGGCUUGCUUACUCUCUGGUCCUCAAAGCCUGCUCAGCUGGGCUGGGUCCUGGCUGCAGGGUCUUGGUGAGGGUCACAGUUGCUCUCGGACACCUCCCUGAACAGCCUUUCCACCUGGACAAUGGUAUUUUCUUUCUGUCAUUUGCUUUGAAAUUCAUUGUGCCUUGUGCCAAUAAUUCAGUUGCUGCAAACACCAAUAAAGACUGAUCCA